This is a messenger RNA of Dioszegia hungarica, 1581 nucleotides long. RefSeq lists its product as uncharacterized. The record is from RefSeq and is a predicted model, not a curated record. The coding region runs from base 1 to 1581 and encodes 526 amino acids. The transcript is spliced from 5 exons. Lineage: Eukaryota; Fungi; Basidiomycota; Tremellomycetes; Tremellales; Bulleribasidiaceae.
AUGCUGCUCCCUCACCCCUCAAUUCUGCUCACCUCCCGCGCCAUCACCGGCAAUGUCACCUCGGCGGAGGUAUCGGUCGCCUACGGCCAGCCCAAAUACGCCGAGCGUCUCGACCGCCAGCUCCCUGCGCUGAGUAUCGAGAUGGACCGCUGGCCCGACUGGUCAGGUCCUAAAGUCGGCCAGCCCAACCCCUUUGUCAACAACAUCUUUGCCCAGGUGACUGAGCGUACUGGCGCAGCGAUGUAUCUCCGUGUCGGGGCCAACUCGGAAGAUCGAGCUCGUAUCAACCUCACAUACGAAGUCGUCAAUCUCACCUUCCCUGCUCCUACCCCUGACACCCCCGCUCCCGAGGCCUCCUCCAUCUCCAUCGGUCGGGACUGGUACCGCCUCUCUGCCAACUUGCCGGACGGUACCGACUUCCACUGGGGCGUCAACUACAAGGUCCAGAACGAGACGGAGACUCAGGCGCAGAUCCGGCUGCUGGCCGCGGCCUUCCAGGGCGGCUCCAAGCUCAAGGUGAACCUCCGGGAGCUGGAGGUGGGGAAUGAGGUCGAUCUCGCCGACCGGGGAAGCACCGCCCCUCCCAGCACCCCUCAGAGCUACGUCAGCUACUGGAACAAACAGAUCAAGGCCGCCAUGUCCUCGGGCGCUAUCACCCUCGGUUCCGCCUCUGGCACGUACCUCUCCCCCGGCGCCUUCGCUCGGUCCAUCCGGUUCAACACAAACUGGAUCUUUACCGCCAUGUCGGUCUUCAGCGCCGGGCUCCUCAACGAUGGCGCGGUCGCCGCGGUCACCAAGCAGUACACCGGGCAUCUUUACUCGGCAUCGUACAAUGCGGCGUUUGCGGUUCAGCCCGGAGUGCUCAUGGACAAGGUGAAUGUCAGGGGGAACUUGUCGACGCGGGUCGCAGAUGCGGUUCUAGCGAGGAAGGAGGGCUUGGUUUAUGUUCUGGGCGAAUCCAACUCCUAUUCAAACCACGGUGCUCCCGGCGCUAGCAACACCGCCGAAGCCACCCUCUGGGGAACGGACUACAUGCUCUACGCCGCUUCAAACGGUAUCGAGCGCGUCCACUUCCACAACGGUCGCGGGUUCGCCUACAGCGUCGUCCAGCCCUCCAUCCUGAACGGUUCUGGCCUCGACGACGGUCUCAGCCACCCCGAUCGGCCGCACAUCGCCCCGCUCUGGAACUCGUUCCUCAUCGUCGGCGAGGCCAUCGGGACAUCCGGCAACUCGUACGUCGCCGAGCUCGGAACCAACUCGUCCGCCCUCGCCGCGUACGGUAUCUACGAGGACAACUACCUCCGCCGCAUCGUGCUCGUCAACAGCCAGGUCUACCUCGCUACCACGCAAGGCGGACGUCAGGGUCUCAAUGUCAGCUUGAGCGGAUGGACCGCUGGUCAGUAUGCGACCGUGAAGCGCUUCACUGCGCCUUACACCAACUCGACUUCUGGCUUGUCAUGGGCGGGUCAGAACUUCGACACGGCGAGCGGAAGCCCCGAGGGGUCGGUUGUUGAGGUCCCGGUCAAUGGCAGCACCAUCUCUGUCGAGGCUAGUUCUAUCGCUCUCAUCUGUCUCAAGUAG